GCUGACCACUGGGGAAAUUUCUUAACGAAACAGUCCAGCUGCAGUACAGCAAUGUCCCGAAUUAGUGACCGAUUUAUUGGUCGACUUCAGUGUGUAUGACAGCGUGUGAAAGCAUGCGCUGAAUUUGUAUUUAUUCUAAAAUAUUUUACAGCAAUUGUGCCCGUGAAUCCGAGUCCUCUGAAUCGGUCCUGACACCAUGCUAGCCACAGUGACUGCUGUGGUUAGGUUUGCUCAAUACAAUGGCAGCAUUUCACCUACACCACUGGAGAACACAUCAGCAUUCCCAACUUGGCAAACUGAUACUGAAGCCAAUGUCACCAAGCCUCACAAAUGUCUACAAGUUCUGUAUGAUGACAUCGGAAACUCCAGGGUGCGGUACUGGGAUAUUCUACUGCUAGUGCCUAAUGUGGCCUUCUUUGUAUUCCUGAUGUGGAAGCUGCCUUCAGCCAGGGCAAAGAUUCGACUCACCUCUAGUCCCAUCUUCAUCACUUUUUACCUGCUGGUUUUUGUUGUAGCAGCAGUUGGAAUCACCCGGGCCAUAGUGUCUAUGACUGUCAGUGCAUCCAGUGCUGCCACCAUCAUUGACAAAGUGCUGUGGGAAAUCACCCGUUUCUUCUUGCUGGCUAUUGAGCUCAGUGUUAUCAUUUUGGGACUGGCUUUUGGUCACCUGGAGAGCAAGUCCAGUAUAAAGCGUGUGCUGGCCAUUACUGCUGUGCUAGCUCUGGCCUACUCCAUCACACAGGGCACGCUAGAGAUCCUGUAUCCAGACAGUCACCUGUCUGCUGAGGACUUCAACAUCUACGGUCACGGAGGACGGCACUUCUGGUUGGCCAGCUCCUGCUUCUUCUUUCUGGUGUACUCUUUGAUUGUGAUCUUGCCCAAAACUCCACUGAGGGAGAGGAUAUCUCUGCCAUCUAAGAGGAGUUUCUACGUGUAUGCUGCCAUCCUGUCUUUACUGAACCUUGUCCAGGGCCUGGGCAGUGCUCUGCUGUGUGCUGAAAUAAUAGAGGGACUCUGCUGUGUGGAUGUCACCACCUUCCUGUACUUCUCAGCCUUUGCUCCGCUCAUUUAUGUCACAUUCCUCAAAGGCUUUUUUGGUUCAGAACCCAAGAUCCUGUUCUCAUACAAGUCACAGGUGGAUGAGCCAGAUGAAAGUGACGUCCACCUUCCCCCAACCGUUGCUACAACUCUUGGCCGCAAGGAGCUGACUGACCAGGGUCUGUACUACUCCUCCACCCAGAUUGAUGGGUCUGGUCCUGGCAACGCUGGUAUGGUUGGAGCAUACCUAGAUGAUGUUGCCUCCGGACCCUAUGGGUCCAGCAGCAUUAACAGCAUUGAAGCUGACCGCUGGAGACCUGUCAAUGCCUGAGUCCUUGUAGAGGAGGAUGGAAGAAGAGAGAAGGUUAUACGGGUUGGACUUUACAUUUGUGUGUGAAGGUAGUGUGUUGGGUAGGAUCAGAGGAGAUGGCCAAUAAAGAAAUCCAGAACAGAGGAGUUGGACACAGGAAAGGUAAUCUUGGUCUUUCUAUGAGGCCAGGAUAAGUUUAGAAGUGGACACAUAAGGAGAGACCUUUUCUAGCCAAUUAUCUGGAGAACUGUGAAUUUAGCAACUGCUUUUGUAACACUGUUGCCAGAGUGCACUGCUGCUGUAGCUCCACACUAGGAGUACUGUUCCUCACCGUGGGCCCUACAGACUCCAUAUUGAUCCGGUUUCACCACUCUUUAAUGUGGGAGCGCUUGCUGACUCGUCUCUGCGCGUUUUCUGUCAUUCCAGCUUCCAGCAUCAACUGCUCAAUCCUCAAUGAUGAAGUUUUAGCCCCAUUUUAAAAACCCAAGUAUUUAAAGUCUAACAAUCUUUUGAUGACAACUUAACAGCUGUACAUUCCCUCUUAUGGCUUUGAGUAAUAACAUCUCAACAAACUUUAUCUGCUGCUUUGUAUUAGAUUUAUGACCCUACUGGUUAAUCAGUUUGUACUGAAUCACCGUGCCUCUCUAUAGAGGGAAAGAACUUGUGCUAAUUCAUUUUGAUAGGUAUGCUUUGUCUUCUGAAAUAAGUGCUGUCCCUCUUGUUAUCAAGUGAAAGGCUUGAGUGUGAUGUGUGUUACUGCAAUAUGAAAAGGAAAUUCCUUGGGAAGACAUUCCAUGUUUAAGAUCACAAAAUCAUCUGUAAGGCUCUCUGCUGACUCAUCAGCAGUUCUCAAAUUGCCUCUCAGCCAUAAGCUCUCUACUUGUCAUUUGUUUCCUCAUUUUAUUUAAUUUGGACCUUUUCUUUAAUUUUUCAUACCUGAUUAAUCAUUCCUUCUACUGAAAACAUGUGAUUUGAACAACAAAUAUGCAGAAACCUUUUUACGUGUAUUCCAAAUUAGACAUGCCCUCAUUUCAUAUCUACCUACCUUGUUCAGUUUUUGCUUGCUGCAGAAUCGUUGCUGUAACAAUUUUCAGCUUUUAAUUUGCUGCUAACUUUUUUUUAUUUUGGUGUUCAGAGUUUUCACAGAUGUUAUUACAGGUCAUGAAUAUGGAUCAUAAACAAUGUUGCUCAGUUUUAUUGCAUCAAAUGAUGGUAUUGAUUUACUUUUAUCGUAUACAAAUGUUCAGCUUCUUCAACUGAGCAAGAGAGGCUCAGGCAACUACAGUAUGUUUAAAAUGUGUAAUUUUAAAAUAGUAUCAAGGAUAAAACUCCCUUCAGAUCAGUUUUAAGCUUGGGUUGUUAGCUUCGUGGUUCAACUGAAAUCAAUUCUUGUCAUACCUCAGGGUAUUACAACAAAAUCAUACUUCACAUCAAAUUUGCUUAUAUCUACCUUGGAAAUAUUACAUAGUGUAUUUUCCCCUGGAAAUUCUAUACAUUUGGUAAAGGAUCACUCUAUUUAAGCAAGUAGUAUUCAUAUAUAGUGGUAACCUGUAUGUGUGAAAUACACUGCAGGAUUACAUUUAUUUUUUCAUCAUUAUAAAGCAACAACACAGUAAGGAUCAGUAUUUGCUUGACUCUUGAAGUAUUUUAUAUUCAGAUUUGAGUGCUGGUGAACACUGCUGUAUUACUUGCAGCUAGAGUAGAGGUUGGAAAAUCAGUUUGCAGUUUUAUGACAUGAGUUCCCAAGGUGCAUUGUUAUGGAUUUACUAUCCAUUCUCUUGAUACACAAGAUGUUGAAUGGUGAAUUCAUUUUGCAAAUGAUCUGUUAAUUGCCUUUUUAUUUAAGUGCAUUGAUUGUAUAAUAUUCAGGCCCUAUUAAUGCGAUGUGCUGAGCAUUUCAUGACAUACAGAAUAAACCAUAAACAUA
Molecule: messenger RNA, 3275 nt
Organism: Thunnus maccoyii (southern bluefin tuna)
Lineage: Eukaryota; Metazoa; Chordata; Actinopteri; Scombriformes; Scombridae
Gene: tpra1
Product: transmembrane protein, adipocyte asscociated 1
Exons: 11
Coding region: 197-1369 (390 amino acids)
Biological process (GO): G protein-coupled receptor signaling pathway
Cellular component (GO): plasma membrane
Molecular function (GO): G protein-coupled receptor activity
Source: RefSeq, a predicted model, not a curated record